Messenger RNA from Drosophila innubila, 1074 nucleotides. It is a transcript of the gene Pgam5-2, whose product is annotated as serine/threonine-protein phosphatase Pgam5, mitochondrial. Lineage: Eukaryota; Metazoa; Arthropoda; Insecta; Diptera; Drosophilidae. The transcript has a single exon. Gene Ontology annotation, biological process: positive regulation of mitochondrial fission. The record is from RefSeq and is a predicted model, not a curated record. The coding region runs from base 59 to 895 and encodes 278 amino acids. Gene Ontology annotation, cellular component: mitochondrion.
UUAUUUUAGAGUUUAUCAAGUCGAAUAGUUUUUUGAUAGAAAAUUCCUUUUGAAUUUAAUGAAACUAUAUGGCAUCUGGCAUUCAUUGGGAGCACUCAGCUGUGGCUCCCUCGCAACCUAUGUCAGCUUAAAGCUGCUUGAUCGACGACAGGCGCACACGGAGCACCAGCACGUGGAGGAUUCCUUGGGCAAGGGACAUUGGUGUCAUAACUGGGACCGGCGUGAGUAUCAGACGUCCAAUGUGGACAGUGGUCAGUUAGCGGCAGGAGCCGAGGAACCAGUUGCCCUGCGUCACAUUGUCCUGGUGCGGCAUGGGGAAUAUAAAUCAACGCCAGAUGGCAAUCGUCUGACGGAUCUGGGGCGACUUCAGGCACAUCGCACCGGGCAGCGACUGCUUGAAAUGGGCAUUGCCUGGGAUCAUGUGGUGGCCUCGACAAUGACGCGGGCACAGGAGACGGCUAUGAUUAUACUGAAGCAAAUCAACUUUGAUCCCCUCAAGAUGAAGCGCUGCGAACUCUUGCCGGAGGGCACACCAUGUCCAGCGGAUCCGCCACAGAACCGCAGCGCCUGCCACGUGGAGCAGGCUUAUCGUAGGGACGGACCACGUAUUGAGGCCGCCUUUCGACGUUACUUCUUUCGCGCCUCCCCAGAGCAGAAGGAUGACUCCUACUUGCUGAUCAUUGGACACGCCAAUGUCAUACGCUAUUUAGUUUGCCGCGCCCUGCAAUUCCCACCAGAUGCCUGGACUCGAUUUAGCCUCAACCAUGGCUCCAUCACCUGGCUGACUAUCUGGCCCACUGGCUAUGUGACGAUCCGUUGCCUGGGCGAUACAGGUUAUAUGCCUGUGACUGAACUAACCCAUCGACGACCGACAAUUUCAGUGGAGGAAUCCUAAUCGCUAAUUCUCAACUCAUCUGUUGUAGUCGAUGUAUUUAAAUAUUGCAUUGUAGUUUCUAAUGAGUCGCAGAGUAUCAGAUAUUUUGGUGUAAGGCUCACAGACAUAAUUCAAAAGGCCUAUAAAUCGUGUACACGUUCUUAAAUUAUGUUUAAUAAUAAAAAUUAAUAAUGUUUUAA